Molecule: messenger RNA, 813 nt
Organism: Strongylus vulgaris
Lineage: Eukaryota; Metazoa; Nematoda; Chromadorea; Rhabditida; Strongylidae
Source: the annotation of a GenBank genome assembly
AUUUCAUAUAUAAAAUUCACCGACUACUCACAUUUCAGGCCUAAAUGGCUCCAAUUUACGUUGUUGUCAAUCGCAAUAUUUGUAUUUUAUGUUGGUUACGGUUACAUGCAGGAGCUCAUAUUCAAACUUCCUGGAAUGAAGCCGUUUGGAAUGUACCUCACUCUAGUUCAAUUCAUUAUAUAUAGUAUCUGCGGAUGGGCAGAAGGGUCCAUGUAUCACGAAAGAAUUACUAUACAGUUAUCUGUUCUUCCUAUCGGUUUUCUGCUCAUUUAUUAUGAACAUGAAACGCAACCUAUCACAAGCAUGUUCUUUAGCUUAUCUUUGGAUUGUUUUAAUGCAAAUGUUUCUAGAAUACCUCUAGCAAUGUACUUUUUGCUGGCCUUCUUCACUGUGGGUACAAUGGGUCUUUCAAACGCGUCAGUUGGUUAUCUUAACUAUCCUACUCAGGUUAUCUUCAAAUGCUGCAAGCUUAUACCUGUCCUAAUAGGAGGAAUCAUUAUACAAGGGAAAAGAUAUGGGUGUUUGGAUGUCUCAGCGGCUGUGCUUAUGAGCAUUGGCUUAAUCAUGUUCACAUUGGCUGACAGCCAUGUUUCUCCGAAUUUCGAUUCGAGAGGUUAUUUGAUGAUCUCUGGAGCUCUUGUAGCAGAUGCUGUGAUAGGUAAUCUUCAAGAAAAAACCAUGAAAAAGUACAGCGGUUCUAGCAAUGAGAUGGUAAGCAAGCUGAAGUCUAGUUGCUUUGGUUAUCUUCUCAACAGGCUGGAUUUCAGGUUUUAUAUUCUUAUUCAAUCGGAUCUGUGUAUAUUUUCUUCAUCA